Molecule: messenger RNA, 1386 nt
Organism: Maudiozyma barnettii
Lineage: Eukaryota; Fungi; Ascomycota; Saccharomycetes; Saccharomycetales; Saccharomycetaceae
Gene: ERG13
Product: hydroxymethylglutaryl-CoA synthase
Exons: 1
Coding region: 1-1386 (461 amino acids)
Biological process (GO): acetyl-CoA metabolic process; ergosterol biosynthetic process
Molecular function (GO): hydroxymethylglutaryl-CoA synthase activity
Source: RefSeq, a predicted model, not a curated record
AUGACUGAAUUGAAGAAACAAAAGACUGACACUUUACCACCAAGACCUACUAAUAUCGGGAUCAAAGGUAUUGAAGUUUAUUUACCUUCUCAAUGUGUUAACCAAGCAGAAUUGGAAAAAUUUGACGGUGUCUCCACUGGGAAAUACACAAUUGGUCUAGGUCAAACCAAUAUGGGGUUUGUCAAUGAUCGUGAAGAUAUAUAUUCCAUGUCGUUAACCGCUUGUUCUAGAUUAAUGGAACAUUAUAAGAUUGAUCCAAACCAAAUUGGUCGUCUUGAAGUCGGUACUGAGACUCUAUUAGAUAAAUCUAAGUCUGUUAAGUCUGUCUUAAUGCAAUUGUUUGGUGACAAUACUGAUAUUGAAGGGAUCGACACCGUCAAUGCUUGUUACGGUGGUACCAAUGCCGUAUUCAACUCUUUAAAUUGGUUGGAAUCUUCUAGUUGGGAUGGUAGAGAUGCUAUUGUUGUCUGUGGUGAUAUUGCCAUCUAUGAUAAAGGUGCCGCUAGACCUACUGGUGGUGCAGGUACUGUUGCUCUAUGGAUCGGUCCAGAUGCUCCAAUUGUAAUGGAUUCCGUUAGAGGUUCAUUCAUGGAACACGCUUACGAUUUCUAUAAGCCUGAUUUCACUAGUGAAUACCCAUAUGUUGAUGGUCAUUUCUCUUUGACUUGUUACGUUAAAGCAUUGGAUCAAGUAUAUAAAUCUUAUUCAAAGAAGGCAAUUGCCAGAGGUAUUGCUGAAAAACCAUUAGGUCCAGAAUCUGUUAACGUCCUUGAGCAUUUUGAUUUCAAUGUCUUCCAUGUGCCAACUUGUAAAUUGGUCACUAAAUCCUAUGGUAGAUUACUAUAUAACGAUUUCAAAGCACAACCUUCUCUAUUCCCUGAAGUUGAUGCAUCUUUGGCUACAAAAGAUUAUGAGGAAUCAUUAACAGACAAAGCUUUAGAGAAAACAUUUGUCAAUGUUGCCAAACCAUUCCACAAGGAAAGAGUUGCUAAUUCUUUAAUUGUUCCAACUAAUACAGGUAAUAUGUACACUGGUUCUGUCUAUUCUGCUUUGGCUUCUUUGAUUUAUUAUACAGGUUCCGAUAAUUUGCAAGAUAAGAGAAUCGGUUUAUUCUCUUACGGGUCCGGUCUAGCUGCAUCUUUAUUCUCUUGUAAAGUUAAAGGUGAUAUCAGUUAUAUCGCCAAAAUACUUGAUAUCCAACACAAAUUAGAUUCAAGAACCACUCAAACUCCACAAGAAUAUGAGGCUGCCAUUGCAUUAAGAGAAAACGCUCAUUUACAAAAAGAUUUCAAACCUGUCGGCUCUAUUGAUUUACUACAAAAGGGUACUUACUACUUGACUAACGUCGAUGAAAAAUUCAGAAGAUCUUACGAAAUCAAAAACUAA